Molecule: messenger RNA, 2925 nt
Organism: Physella acuta
Lineage: Eukaryota; Metazoa; Mollusca; Gastropoda; Physidae
Source: RefSeq, a predicted model, not a curated record
UACGAACCAAAUCAAGGUUAGCGUGGCUACAAUUUUUAACCAAUCGUAUUUUAAAUUUUUUACUCUUUUAAGGCUGAAGAAGUUAUAUAAAACUGCAGUGAGCCAUCAAAAUGGCAGAACAAGAUGACUCAAUGGAGGAUAAACAAGAGAAUUUUGAAGAGAAUGAAAAUGAACAAGAGAAUGAACAGGAUUUGGAAAAUGGAAAUGAAGAAGGUCAAAGUGAUGAUGCUGUGGACACAACAGCUGACUUUUUAAAGAUUUUUCAAGGAAAAACAGAAUUUGACAGUUGGGAAGAAUUUUCAAAUUUAUUUGAGGACUUCCAGAAAGAGACUGGUUCAGCUUUUAAACCUAAGUCAGCCACAAGUAUUGAGUAUGCUAAUGAAAGGCGCGUUAAAGACAAAAUAGCAGAUCGAUUUGUCUACCAGACAGUAAAGAUGGUUUGCCAACACUAUGGAGUUCCUGUCAAGCGAGAGAGUAGUGCAAGAAAAGUAAAAAAAUAUGUUGGCUUAGGUUGUGAAGCAAUGGUACACUUGAGAUAUAAAGGUGGCAGUUUGAACAUUGUGAGUUGUAACUUGGAACACAAAAAUCACAAACUGUUUUCGGGCAGUGAAAUUCUCAGCAGGAGUGUGAGAUCAUUUUCUUUUACUGAUGAUAUUGAUUUUCUUAUGGCUAAAGUUGUUAUGGAGCAUAACCCAUUUUCCACUUGGAAUUCGGAAAAAGAAUGGCUUGCUUUAGUAGAUGACCUGCAAAGUAGAGAUCCACGUAUGAAAACUGUUACAAUACGAGUGGUGAAAAAGAGAAUAAGAUUUUUAAUUGACAGAUACAUGGCCAAUAGCAAUGGGAAAGCGCCCUUACCGGAUGAUGAAAUGGGUAUUAUAUUGUAUGAAUUAGCUAAAGCUAAACAAGAUGCAAUGGAUAAUGUUCCCAAACAGCCAGCAAAAAAGAGGGGACCAGGACGGCCAAGAAAAAGAGAAAGGGAAGAAACUGAAGAUGAAGAUGAUGAUAUUGAUGAGUCACAUCUGGAUUUUGAUGAUUCUUCAAAUUUUUCACCAGGUAGAGGGGGAACCUCACCAAAAAAGGCUAGAACAACCUUUAAGCGAACAACUGCAUCAUCAAGCACAGAAACAUCUUCAGCUUUCCUACGCUAUCUGGAGCGAAAAGAUGAGUAUGAUAGGAAACUUCGGCAAAGUGAUUUAGACUUACGGCGUGAAGAGCUUGAGCUUCACAAAAAAGAACUGGAAAUCCAAAGAGAAAGGUUUGAAUUUGAUAGGAUUGAACGCCAAGCACAUCUUGAACUGCUCAAAGCACAGCUAGAUGCAUUUACAGGCCACAAGGCUAAAAUAGUUAUUCCAGAUGGUAAAGUUGAUGGCAGUGCAGUAACAGAGUAUACGAUUGUUGUUAACAAUGACCAAGCAUUUGCCACACAAUGACUAUAAUCUUGAUAUUGAGAUGGUUUAUUCCUGUUGCUGCACGGCAGUCUAGUCCUUUUUAGUUGAUGAUGUUCUUUACUUAAUAAAGAAUUCAGCAAUGCUGAUUUGGUCAAGAGAGUCAACUUGAUCUUAUUUUGUAGGAAAUUAAUUUUGAUAUGGUUAUAAACGGUUUUCAAAAUAUACUUGGCCAUUUAUGAAGUUAAUGUAAGACAAAUAAAUAUUCCAUUUAUUCUUAGUUUUUUAAAAAUCCAGCGUUUUGUAGGCGUAAUUAUAAGGUGAACAGUAAGUGCCUAAAAUCUGGAGUAUUGAACAUAUUUCAAAAUAGAAUUUAAAAACAAGUUUGGCCAUAGUCUUUUAGUGAUUUUGUUCAAUGUGAAAACUUUUUUACUGUACAAAACUAUUUUUAGUCAUGGUUUCAGUGUAUGUAUAGAAGAGGUGAACUUGUACAAUAAUUUCACAAUCUCACUUUGGAAGUUAUACAUGUUAAAGCAGCUGCCGUUUGUUGUGUUUAAUCGCAGGAAGUUUUGAAACUAUGAGUUCCACAAUGUUCUACUAAAAUGGCUUUUAUUUUAAAAAGCCUGAUAAGUAGGUUGAUCAAUCUGUAACCUGUUGCACAAUGUGUUUCAUUCAUCAUUUUUCUUGUCUGUGGUUCUUAUAUUUCUCUUAGAAGCAGUUCAACAGUUUUGUUUUUGUUUGUCAAGGUGAAGUUAAUACUUAUACACUGUUAUCUAGAUCUCUGACAGAUGCUGUUUUUUAGAUUAUAAUCACACCAGAUUUGGUAGAAAGUGCAAUUCAUUUUUUCCUUGCCAAAAGGUUUUAUUUUUGUGAAAGUCAGGGAACGAAUACACACAAUACACAUAAAUCACCUUGUAUAUAUUAAGAACUUUUUGUGUAGUAUUUUCUGUUAGAGCCAUGUUCAUAUUCUGAAGCAUAUUUUGUUAUAUCUAGAAACAAACAUCUUUAAAAAUGGAGUUUUUCUACAUUGUCAUGAUAUACCCUAUUUGCUGUAAAUAUGUCUAAAAGAAUUUCUGGUUUUUACCUUGACCAGCUCCAACAAGUCUGGUCAGUUGGUCACCAGCUCUACACUUCAUUAACCCCAAGGCCUCAUAAGAUUGUUACAUUAGUUUCGGCUGAUCAUCUUUAACUAAUUUGAUGAUAUGUUUUGACCUGUUUCAUUGUUUGUUUUUUGUAAAUAAAAAUAUAACAUUUUAAAUUUUGGAUUUCAUUCUUCAUUCUUAAAUUUAAUGUUGGAACCCAUCUCUAACACAAUUAAGUAUACAUGUCAACUGGUUAUGCGCCAUUUAGGCAGUUGACUCAUAUUUCAGUCUGCUUUUCUUUUUGGCAGCAGUUGUUUGAUUUUGGAGUUGUCUCUCUUAGCUGAGUUGCUGUCCCCUGGUACCAAGCCUCAUCUGCCUGAGGGUUUAGCAAUCAUGAGCUUUACCAACUCAACCACUUUGGAUUCUUUAACAAUAUCUUUGAUGAAACUGUAUAUAGU